UCUUAAUAAAUGGUUUUGCAUCAUUUUCAGGUCUGAACCUCAAGCUGGAUACGAUACGAAACCUUGAUGAGAUAAAAUCUAAGCUUUGAGCCAUGAUUCCCGUGACGGAGUUCCGGCACUUCAUGGAACAGCAGCCGGCGUUCCGGGUGCUGAAGCCGUGGUGGGACGUGUUCACGGACUACCUCUCUGUGGUCAUGCUCAUGAUCGGAGUGUUCGGGUGCACGCUGCACGUAAUGCAAGACAAAAUCAUAUGCCUUCCGGAAAGAAAGCUUCCGCCAAACCAUACUGUGGCCUUGUCAAAUCAUCUAGACGCAACAUCUGCCAACUCCCCUUUGGCUCCCAUACCAGGAAUCAGCGAAGUGAAGGGCCUAAAGACCAAUCUGGACCUUCAGCAGUACAGCUACAUCAAUCAGAUAUGCUACGAGAAGGCGCUGCACUGGUACGCGAAGUACCUCCCUUACCUGGUGCUCAUACACACUCUGAUUUUCAUGGUCUGCAGCAAUUUCUGGUUCAAGUUUCCAGGCUCCAGUUCCAAAAUAGAGCACUUCAUUUCCAUCUUGGGGAAGUGCUUUGACUCGCCUUGGACCACGCGGGCUCUGUCCGAGGUGUCGGGGGAAAAUCCGGAGGAGAAGGACGACGCAAAGAAAAUCGUCAACAAACACAACAUACACGGGGGCACAGCUGAAGGCAACCUGGAAAAAGCCCAGUCCCUCAGGUCCAUUCCGGAGAAGGUGGUUGUGGACAAGCCGGAUGCAAGCGUCUUGGACAAGAAGGAGGGAGAACAAGCCAAGGCCUUGUUUGAAAAGAUUAAAAAAUUCCGCCUCCACGUGGAGGAAGGGGACUUGCUUUACAUGAUGUAUGUUCGCCAGAAUGUACUCAAAGUGCUCAACUUCCUCCUGAUCAUCGCUUACAACACUAUGCUGGUGUCCGAGGUGCAGGUCAUCGUGAAUUGCGAUGCUGAUAUUCAGGACAUGACUGGUUACAAACACUUCUCGUGCAAUCACACCAAGGCCCACUUGUUUUCCAAGCUGGCUUACUGCUACCUGUGCUUUGUGGGCGUCUAUGGAUUCACGUGCCUUUACACCCUUUACUGGCUGUUUCACCGCUCCCUCAAGGAGUACUCUUUUGAGUACGUUCGCCAGGAGACGGGGAUUGACGACAUUCCCGAUGUAAAGAAUGACUUUGCCUUCAUGCUGCACAUGAUCGACCAAUACGAUCCGCUGUACUCCAAGAGGUUUGCGGUUUUUCUGUCGGAGGUCAGCGAGAACAAGCUGAAGCAGAUCAACCUCAACCAUGAAUGGACAGCUGAGAAGCUCCGCCAGAGGAUGCAGACCAACAGCAACAACAGGUUGGAGCUGCAGCUUUUCAUGCUGUCCGGCCUCCCCGACACCAUCUUCGAGAUCACCGAACUCCAGUCUUUGAAGCUGGAGAUCAUUAACAAUGUCACCAUACCAGCAUCAAUCUCUCAGCUGAAGGAUCUUCAGGAGCUGUCGCUGUACCAGUGCUCCCUCAACAUCCACAGUGCUGCCGUUGCCUUUCUGAAGGAGAACCUUAAAGUAUUGCAUGUCAAGUUUGAUGACAGCAGGGAGUUGCCAUCUUGGAUCUACAGCCUACGUAACUUAGAGGAGUUGUACCUCAGUGGGUCCUUCAGCACUGACAUCUCUAGAAAUGUCAACCUUGAGUCGCUGCGUGAACUCAAGUCCCUGAAGACCCUUUAUCUGAAGAGCAACCUGUCCAAGAUCCCUCAGUCCAUCGUGGACGUGUCCAGCCAUCUGCAACGCCUCUUCAUACAUAAUGAUGGAACCAAGCUGGUCAUGUUUAACAACCUGAAGAAGAUUGUCCACCUGGUUGAACUGGAGCUUGUGCACUGUGAGCUGGAGAGGAUCCCUCAUGCCAUCUUCAGCCUCACCAACCUGCAAGAACUGGACCUCAAGGAUAACAACCUCAAGUCAAUUGAGGAGAUUGUCAGCUUCCAGCACUUGCGAAAGCUCACCUGUCUGAAGCUGUGGCACAACAGCAUAACCUACAUCCCUGAGCACAUCAAGAAGCUGGGCAGCCUGGAGCGCCUUUACUUCAGCCACAACAAGAUCGAGGUUCUUCCCUCCCACCUCUUCCUCUGCCACAAGUUGCGCUACAUGGACCUGUCCAACAAUGAAAUCCACUUCAUUCCUCCUGAGAUCGGUGUCCUGCAGAGCCUUCAGUACUUCUCAGUCUCCUCCAACAAGCUUGAGAAUCUCCCCGAUGAGCUUUUCUUCUGCAAGAAGCUCAAGAUCCUCAAGUUAGGGAGGAAUCUUUUGACCACUUUGUCCCCAAAGAUAUCCUAUCUGGUGUCGCUGUCACACCUGGAACUCAAAGGGAACCAUUUUGAAAGCCUCCCACCAGAACUGGGCUUCUGCCGCGCUCUGAAGAGCAGCGGUCUUAUUGUGGAAGACACCCUGUUUGAAACACUGCCUUCUGAGGUCAGGGAACAAAUGGGAGCAGAGUGAUGUCUCCCAAACGCCACAUGGCUUCGGAUGUGGCUGCUAAAGAUCAGCAUUUUGUUCAGUUUAUUAUUAAACCAAAGUAUUGUAUGCUGUGUAUAAUUCAGGGGAGGGGGUGUAGCGGAGCGUGUUGAUAUCCCACACAGGAAUGAUUAGGGAACCAAACUAAAGGGUGACGGGUUCGAGCCCAGAUCUCUUUACCUGAGGAGAGGAAGGUGAAUGACUCUAGCAUAAAAGGAUAGAUGUUAAACCAUAAGCUAUUUAAAUGCCGCUGGAGGAACAGCCUGACUGCUGAAAUAUAACCACAUUGCCUUUUAAAAGUGAAGGGGGCAUUUUUUUAAACACCGCGAGAGACCGAGCGAGAUGAAAUGAGGUGGACGUGAACAUCUAGCCAAUAAAAAUUGUUAUUAUUAAUAACUAUUGUUUCUAACACCAGAUCUGUUCCAGUAGGGAUUAUUCCACCAUGAGGUUUCUUGGUCUUGAAAGUCUUCAAGAAUGUGUAUUUAUUUAUGUAUGGAAAAAAUGUCACCGGUCAAUUUUUUUUCCCCUCUCUUCAUGCAUUAUAUGUGUAUUAUUAUGUCUUACGUAUGUUCACUGAACAGGUAGCAGUUGCCAACAGAAGACUCCUUUUAUUUAUCCAUUCCGGUCUUGACGUGGUCUCAAAAAUCAAAGCUUGCGUGUGCCCCAUUUCCGUUCCCCAAGAUCUCUUCGAAUUGAAAUAAUACAUUUCGUGAUUCAAUCCAAAUGUAGCCCGUGACCUUACUGUUUGCGCAAAAUUUGAAACGACUAAAAAUGAAAAUAAUUU
Messenger RNA from Scleropages formosus (Asian bonytongue), 3285 nucleotides. It is a transcript of the gene lrrc8c, whose product is annotated as leucine rich repeat containing 8 VRAC subunit C. The coding region runs from base 93 to 2486 and encodes 797 amino acids. Gene Ontology annotation, molecular function: protein binding. Gene Ontology annotation, cellular component: cytoplasm. The transcript has 3 exons. Lineage: Eukaryota; Metazoa; Chordata; Actinopteri; Osteoglossiformes; Osteoglossidae. The record is from RefSeq and is a predicted model, not a curated record.